ACACCCACCCCCGCCCGCGGCCGCCGCGCCGCCCCGCCGUAGCCGCCGGCCGCCGGCGUCCCCGCGGGCCGGUCCAGCGAAGGCGGCGCCCGCGCCUCUGCAGCCAGUGGCAGCUGCAAGCCCGGGGAGGCGGCUCCCGCAGCCCCCCGCAGGCCCGCGCCCGGGGCGCCUGCGACCACUGCGGCCGCCCGGGGGAGGAAGAGGAGGAGGAGGUGACAAACUCUCCGGCUCCGCGCCGCGGCUGGCAGCCCGCGGUCAGGCAUGCAGGCGCGGCGUCUAGCCAAGCGCUCCAGCCUGGGCAGCCGCCGGGGGGGCGCCGCGUUGCAGGCGCCCGGAGCCGCGCCUGCCAGGGAAGGCACCUUGCCCGGCCUCCCACCCCUCGGCCCGGGCCCGGCCCCGGCCCCGGCCCCGGAGAGCUGGAGGCCGCCGCUGCCGCCGCCGCCGCGCAGCGCCGGGACCGGCCCCCCUCGGGCCGCCGGGGCCGCCGGGGCCGCCGCCGCCUCGUCGCCCGUGCUGCUGCUUCUGGGGGAGGAAGACGAGGACGAGGAAGGCGGGAGCAGGCGGCGGAGGGGGCUCGGGCGGGUGGAGGAGAAGCCCCGAGGGGGCGCGGAGGAGGAGGAUGACGACGAGGAGGACGAGGACGAGGAGGUGGUCGUCGAGGUGGUGGACGGCGACGACGACGAGGAGGACAGCGAGGAGCGCUUCAUGCCCCUCGGCCCCGGCCGUGCGGUCCCCAAGGGCCCGGCCCGGGGCGCGUUGAAGGUGGGGAGCAUUAAGCGGGAAAUGACCUUCACAUUUCAACCAGAGGACUUAAAACGUGACUCUAGUAAAAAAAUGUCUCAUCAACACUUGUUUCCCUUGGCCAUGGAGGAAGAUGUGAAAACAGCAGACACCAAAAAAGCCAACCGAGCCCUUGACCAUGAAAAAGAAAACACUCGCUCCAUCUGUCUCCUUGAGCAAAAACGGAAAGUUGUUUCUUCCAAUAUUGAUGUUCCUCCAGCAAGGAAAUCUUCAGAGGAACUGGACAUGGACAAGGUAACAGCGGCAAUGGUACUAACCAGCUUGUCCACCAGCCCUUUGGUUCGAAGCCCACCCGUGCGGCCGAAUGAGGGCCUCAGCGGAUCCUGGAAGGAGGGAGGAGGCGUGCCUUCCAGCAGCAGCAGCAGCGGCUACUGGAGCUGGAGCGCCCCCAGCGACCAGUCCAACCCGUCCACGCCGUCGCCGCCGCUGCCCGCCGACAGCUUCAAGCCCUUCCGCAGCCCCGCGCCGCCGCCGCCGCCGCCGCCGCCCGACGACGGCAUCGACGAGGCGGAGGCCAGCAACCUGCUCUUCGACGAGCCCAUCCCCAGGAAAAGAAAGAAUUCUAUGAAGGUGAUGUUCAAAUGCCUGUGGAAGAACUGCGGGAAGGUGCUGAGCACUGCGGCGGGGAUCCAGAAACACAUACGGACCAUCCAUCUUGGGCGUGUUGGGGACUCCGACUACAGUGAUGGAGAAGAGGACUUUUACUACACUGAGAUCAAGCUCAACACAGACUCAGUGGCAGAUGGACUGAGCAGCCUGGCCCCAGUGUCACCGUCUCAGUCCCUGGCUUCGCCUCCCACUUUCCCCAUCCCAGAUUCAAGCCGAACAGAGACUCCUUGUGCCAAAACUGAGACUAAACUGAUGACACCCUUGAGCCGCUCAGCUCCCACCACCCUCUACCUCGUGCACACCGACCAUGCUUACCAGGCCACGCCCCCCGUGACCAUUCCAGGAUCGGCCAAGUUCACCCCCAACGGUAGCAGCUUCAGCAUUUCUUGGCAGUCUCCUCCGGUUACCUUCACGGGCAUUCCAGUGUCACCAACACAUAAUCAUCCGGUGGGCACAGGAGAGCAGAGACAGCACACUCACACGGUCUUGUCCUCGCCACCCAGAGGGACGGUCAGCCUGAGGAAGCCCCGGGGAGAGGGCAAGAAGUGCCGCAAGGUGUAUGGCAUGGAGAACCGGGACCUGUGGUGCACGGCGUGCCGCUGGAAGAAGGCAUGCCAGAGGUUCACUGACUGACCCCUGGGGCCCCCGAGCCCCGCUGCCCUCGCCUUCCACUGCAGGCUCUGGAAAAGCGCUUUUUCUCCCGAACAAAAACACACUUGAAGCCCAGGAAAAGCACUUCCAGGAAACUUGGUGGAAUGACAGCAAAAAAAAAUAAAUAAAUAAAUAAGGUCACCACCCUCACUGCUCUUGCUGAGAACCCAGCGUCGGGCAGCUCUAUUUUUUUUUUUCCUUGAAAAGAAAAGUCAGCCUUUUUUUUUUUUUCCUGUAUGUCUAGGUCUGAAAACUGUGGACUUCCGUAGCAACUGAACCAACAAAGCCCGUUUUACCUAGAGAGGAGGCAUAUUUUGAUAAGCUUUCCAAAUAAUGCCAUUUCUGAGAUUUUUUUGCCAUAUUAAAAAAAAAGCUACACGUUAUUCAGUAGCGUUUGUACAGAGGACAGUACCUGCUUUCAUUGUGAAUAGUAUUUUCCCUGUUUUCCAUUUGACUUCUUGGAGCAGUGCACAUCAUGACGUGUUGCUAGAAAGCGCAGCACUCUGGGGAUCUCUUCUCUGUCUCGUUUGUCGGUUUCUCGCGUUUUGAAGAAUGGCCCCGCACGGAACCGCCACAGAGCUGUUGGCCUGAAGGGCCCCGGAGGGCGUCCACUCACAAAGAGAUCACCAGCAGACUUCAGCCCCCAGCUGAGUCCAGGACAUCCGGGAACACCUAGGAGUCUCCGCUGGCUCGUUCUCUACCAGCCGCGGCUCCAUCAAAGACUGGCAUGGGUGGCCAUCUGGGUAAGCCUCGAUGCUUCUUUCAGGGACGCAGGGCAGACAGCGGCCCGGGUCUGUUGGUCACUGCUUGUCUGACAGUGUCCUUGCCAGGUUAGCGGGUCAUCGGGCCUUCCCUCAAAACUCCACCCCGGACCGGUUUCAGAAAAGGUAGAGAACUCGAACUAUCCCCACAGGACAGCAGAGCACAGCCUCCACGUCCCCAUCUGUUCAGAGGGACAUGUGAGGUCAACAAACCAACAUCUAUUCUGAGUGCACUUUCAUAGGUUGUAUGCUUUAGCAUGUCCGGGAGAGGGGUUCGUGAAAUAUAGAAACAUGAUAUGGGUACAUGGGAGGUCCCAAACUUUAUUUUUCUUAUAAAAAUAUUGGAACUGUUCAUUAAGAAUUUGCUCAGAGGGGAACAUAUAGAACACCAAAAGGAAAAUGCAUGUUGGUAUAGGAAUCUCUCCACUUAGUAGGACCAGGGCUCCCACUGCAUUGCUCUUGGCAGGCUUUCUAGCCUGGUAUAUAUGUUUGUUUGGUUGGUUGUUUGUUUUGUUAGUAGUGCAAAGGGGGAGGGGAGUAGUCGUCAUGCUCUCUAUAUAAGCUCAUCGUCUAUCUAUCCUACUCUGGAUUGCCCUGCUAAUGAGUUAUUUUUCCUAUACCUAUGCAAAGAAGUAAGAGCACCUUUCAGGAUGCACUGUCAGGACUGGGAGCCUACGAUCAGCCAUAGGAAUGUUCAAUGAAAUUGCACAGAGCAAAGUUUAAUAUAUGUUUAGAGAUUGUACAUACACUUGUUUUAAAGAGUUGAAAGAAGUCAUCUAGUAAUAACAAAUAUCCUUUUCCUUUUAUAAUCGAGGGAAAUAGAAGGAGGUUCCACAGUGUAAUAUCCACAACCUAUGCGUUCAUAUAUUUUUGGCAGUUUUAUUUUUUAAGCUUUCAUAUGACUUUUUAAACAUUGUUCCUUGGAAAAAAUCCUGUUUUCCUCCAUUUAUUUUUAUUUCAACAACACUUAUUUCAAGAGGGAAGGAAAAGAGCUUCAUUUAAUUUCAUGCCAUGAUUACCAAUCACUAGUAGCUAUGGCACCAGCUAUAAUGUGUUUUAGUAUUUACAAGGUCAGCCAGGAAAGGGCAUUUUUCUAAGGAUAGAAAUGUAUUUGCAUCCUCAAUCCCAGCAUGUCUUUUCUCCUUCCUGGAGUCCUGAUGCUCUACCUAUAGGCACCCUCGACUGUGACAUGAUGCUCUGGCCUGGCCCAGGAGGCCUGAGCUGAGGGUAGACUGCCCAGCAGCUACAGUGAGUCCAGAGCUGAUGAACCCUUUGAGCAGGUUCCCUGUGGACAGAAGUGAUGGUUGGUUGGGAUGCACUCCCAGAGCAGAGGUUUUUCUCUUCGGUGAGGCUCCCUGGCCUGUGAUCCUGGGAUUAAGUCCCUCAUCAAAAACAAAAUGAGGAGGGGCUAAAUCCAUCCUCCCCACCCCCUAGAACUCUGGAACACAAGGAGGGAGAGGUUUCUGCUGUGGAGCAGUCCUGGACUGAGGUUUUGUGGCUGUCCUCCAGAGAUGCAGCCCAUGAUUAGUUCCGAGCUCUGGCCUGGAGGGGUCAAGCUCAGUCCUUACCUGGUCUUUAGCUAAUGAACAGGUAUAAGCAGAAGUGUAGAGCUGAAGGCAACUUCCCUGGGAUUUCUUCUCCUUUCUAAAGCCUUCUCUACACAUACUUUUCUGCAUCUCCUACCCACAUGGGGACUCCUUUCUGCCAACCAGCCCAAUCUCUGUGUACCUUCUUGGCUUCCAGGUGUGCACAGACCCUCAGUAGCUUCCUGCACACACAGACAUCCAUUCUUUGUAUCAAGGCAUGUCAUAACUAGAGACCCACCAAAAUUCACCUGGCUGGCCUUGGGAGGGAAAGAAAGGGGGGGGGGGAUUAACUUCUUGCAAGCCACCCAGAAAGUGAUGAAUUGCAAUAUACAGCACUGAUUGUAAAAGCUAAAAUUUAAAAAAAAAAAAAGACAUAGAGCUAUUUUGUUAUAUUUUGGAAUUAAAUGAAGUGCCAAAUUAAGCCCAACAUUCGUUUUCUGCCAUCUCUGUGGUCCCACAUGCUUUUAUGUCUUCAUUUGGCGAGCGGAGACAGGGGAUGGGUGGAAAGGGCAGUCCCACAGCAUGCUGGCUGGUUAACGGGAGCUCCGUCCAUCCCAGGGACCUCAGACACCUGUCUGUGCAAAAGCAAUGGCAAUACAAUGGAUUCUGGACCCAGAGUAUUUCUAAAGAAGGCAUGCUAUAGUCUUCUGACCUUUCUCUCCCUUGAUCCCCCCUUCCUUCACAAAAUAGUUCUCAUCUCUGUCUAAAAAAGGCAUCUCAUAGUAAUGGACAGGCAUUCUUCAGGUAGCUACAAAGCAAAGAGAGUUCAUCAGGCUGUAGUAUUAAGGCUUAGUCCUUCCCAGAGGAUGUGCACCCAAUUUAUGGGAAGCAGUGUGACAAGCUGGAGAAAACACCGGGUAGCAAGUGGGUGGGUUGGGGACCAGAGAGGAGAUAUGAGAGGUCUAUGGACAUCUGGCUCCUGCUCAUCUCCUUAAUGCUGGUCAGCCAAUGGGGAUUGUCCCUGGGCACCUCCAAGGGAGCUGUCAUGUUGUCCCCCAGGAAUUGCUUGCCGGAGCAAGAAGAGGCUCCCUUAGGGGAAGCAGCUCUGCCCAGGGAUACAGGACCGCCAAGCACAUCUCAAGGGGGCACGGACUUCCCACCCCCUCGCUGGCUGGCAGGUUUCCUCAUUGGUUGGGAAAAGCCAGCGUCAGGAAGAAGGCAGUGGGUUUCCACCCAAUGCAUGCUCAGCGGCGGAGUGCCUGCAAGCAGAUCCAAGCACCAGGGUGCCCUUCACUAGACGAUUCCUUGUCCAGUCGUAACUGUGUUGCCGAUGAAAACUUGCAAUAGACAAGGAUGGGGGUUACAGUUCUCCGGCUUUCCAAAAUCGUUACCUGAGAUAGUUACAUGAAUGUUGCAAGAGAUUUCUGAAACUAAAAUGCCCUCUAUCAGAUUUCAAGAUCAUUUGAGUUUCAGUUGGCUUGACUCCAGUGUCCCACGAAGCCACACUUUGAAAGCCGCCCUGGGUUCUAAAGUCGCCGACGGUUGAACCCAUUUCCUCCUUCUUCAGACUUCAUUGGAAAACGAAAGAACAGCAUUCACUUGAGAAUGUUGAGAGAGAAGUGGCAAGGAUUGUACCUACAGGAGAGAAUACCUUGAGAAUAGUAGCAAAACACUGUAAAUAAUAUUCAUUUCCUCAGGGAAAAUUAAAGGGUAUGUGAAAGAUAGAGCUGGAAGAUCCUUAGAAAGACUUUUAUUAUCUCUAGAGUCUUUUCGAGUCAGAACAGUUUAGUGUUUUGGGGUUUUUGUUUUUGUUUUUGUUUUUAACGAACAGGAUAAUUAUUUCAAGACAAAUUUACAUGAACUGGACCAUAUCAACUUUUUGAGGUGUGGAGGAAAGCUCUAUGAGAAAGAGCUGUUUCUUUGUAGCUGAGGCUGACCUUUGAACCACAGGCACGCUCCCUGGCGGGUGUUCACAGACUCGUGUAAGGCUUUUUCUGAAUGUAAUUGUGAAUACGAAGCCUUGGUGUUCCUCUUUCUAAUCACCCAGUUGGAUGACUGCACGCAGAACCCCGUAGGUGAGAGCUGUUAAAGACGCACGUUUUGCUUUAGUAGCAUGUUAAGGAGCAAACUUCCACGGACUUGUGCGGACAAGGUGCUGCUUUUUCUCAUGACCCUGUAGACUUUCUAUCGACCACAUCAACUGUAGCAUUGACCUGUAUGAACACAGGGAAGGAUCUGUGCAUACAAAUGAGUGGAAACAGAGCAGAGUUCAUGAAUAUGGAUGAGGAUGUGACUCCUUUUGGAGAAGGCGCUGGGUACACGGGUCAACUGGAAAUUUCAUUUCUCUCAGAAAAUACCCCGACCGGCGGCACACACACUCUCCCUGUUCCUCAUACCUGUGGGGAUUCCUCCAUACUGGAACUGUCCCGUUGUGUCUUUUUGCAUUGUAACUCGUCAAACCAGAAGUCAGUAAAUAAAAUGAGAUUAGCACUUUUAGGUACCAAGUGUAUGACUAAGUAAUGCACACCAACAGAACAAGAAAGUAUAAAAUGGACUUAAGACCGACCGGUUUGCUUAUUGUGACUGACUUUGAAAAAGCCCGUAUCCAAUGAUAUCCAUGCUUUAAAAGGUGUACCUAUCCUGGGACCGGAAAUCAAAAUGGGCAUUUUACUUCUGGUCCUGUUUUGUAAAUAGUUGCUUUUUUUUUAAGACAAUCUCAUGUUUUAUAACUUUUCCUGUAGGUCUGAGAAUCACAAUGGUAUUGUGUUGUGUCAAAAUGUAAUCUUAAAUACGAUAAUUAUAACUUAAUUUUCCAAAUAAGACAAGAAUUAUACCGCUUUAGGCUUCUACGAUUCUAAGGGACAUGACACUUUUAUAAUAAGCAUUAGUACUUAACUUCUCACGUUAACAGAACUGGAAAUAUUUUACAAGAUGCCGUGUUUUGUAAUCACAAAAAACAUGAACAUUUUGUGGGAAAUGACCUUGGUUUUAUACAUUGUAGCUUAUUUUUUAAAAUACAGUAUUUACCAGACAGGAAGUGUUAGUAUUAUAAAGCAAUUCCUGCUCUCCAAACAAAGGGCUAUGCCUCUUUUAAGCAAGUGUUUUGAUGCAUAUCUUUUCAAUGAACCCUCUGCAGCAAGGGUAGAAAUGCAGAUCAGACGGAAAGAGUAUUAUAAGAGACUCAAGCUGGCAACAGCUACUCCUUUUAUCAUUGCCAGUGUGUUUGCGAAGUAUGACGGAAAAAGACACUUUAAGAAUCAUCCUACGUAUCUUAAAUCGGAAAAAAAAUGUUAGUAGAUAUGCUUGCAGGCAAUGGGAGAAAUAUUCUUGGAAAUUCUUUAGAGUAAAAUGAGAUUCUGUCACAAAGACAAACUUACCACAAACCUUCAUUUAACUAGCAAGUAUCAUCGGGUGGUAGUUUCGCAAACCAUGGUAUGUAAGCCCAAAGAUAGAAUUUUUAGGCGAUCAGUGGUGUUUAAAAUAAGUUUUUCCUCAGCACUAACUCAAUAACCUUAAUUUCCUUAUCAAAGCAAGUGCUUGAUUUGUCACGAGAAGAACGAACAGACAUGCAGGUUGCGAUCAGAAAGUCACUGUGUUCCCAAGAGUCGGGAAACAAGGGAGGGAGCCAUAGAAAGUUUAUUAACUGCACAAAUAAUUUUGAGCUUUGCCAAAACCAUUUCAUAAUGCUGUACAGUUUUUUUCUAGCCCACUCACUGUUAAAAAAAAAAAAGAAAGAAAGAAAGCAUCUUUUCUUUCUAAGAUUUCAGUAACUCAAAAGCUAGACUAAUUAGCAGUAUGCAGAUAACAUCAAAAGUAAAGCUGGGAUAGAAUGACCGUAUACCCAUUGGGCAGCUCCUAUGAAGUGGUCAGAGGGUCACCCAGACCUUGCUUUCAAAUAGGCUUUAGAAUCUGCACACAUGAGGACUAGAAAUGCAUGGAGAUAGGGAAAACCACGUACAGCCUCGACUCCUGGUCUCUGAGAUGAGGCAGUCUGCAAAUCUCUAUCUUCAUUCCCUUGACUAUCUCCACUGUUAGCAUGAAAUCCCCAAGAAGUGCUUAUUGCUGUAUGGUUUUGAACCAAAUGAGUCUUGCUUCUUUUUGAAAUAGAAGCUUCCUAAUGGUUUAUAGCAGAAGCCUUAGAAAAGCCAGGCAGGAUCUGUAAAUGAACGAUUCAGGUCAGGCAAAACAGGGACACUACGGAAGAGUGGAGAGACUUGUCAACCAGAGAGCGCAUGCCCCCAUUGCCUGGGGCACCCAGCUCUAGACAAUCAGAACCAUGCAGAAAUCAGGCCCAGGGCUACUAGAUCUUCUGACUUGGAAGUAAGAUGUUACCUGACAUUUAAGUGUUGACAACUCAAAUUCUUGGCCAACACUGUGCAGACCAAAGAGAACCUAUAUAUGGGCAGAGGCAACCUCUGGCCACCAGUCUCACCUGUUGGGGAAAGCACAUCUCACAUCCAACGGCCACUGGGUCAGGUUCGUCCCUCAGCCCCACAAACUCACACAUUGGCACUAUCUGGGCCACUAAAAUCAAAGAAGGGAAAGAGGUCAGUUCUCCCCAGAAAUCAUUCUCAUGGAAGACUUGAAUAUUAAAAUAUAGUAUCCUUAAGUUAGCCUUGCCUCUGAUCAAAAUAUGCUAAAGUACUAUCCGGCUCACCUUCUGCCCCCUUCUGGCGGCCCAGGCCAUGCCCCAAAGCAUGGAAGAACUGUCAUCCCAACUUAAGUUCUCACCUACCGUGACCACUGUGAUGAGGGGCUGGCAAAGAGCAGGCUCGUGCCUUCAGAGAAGGCAGCCAGGAGCCCCUGGAGUCUGAAAUAGUCUGAGAGUCUGCUUCCUUGUCCCAAAGCCCUUCGCCAGUCCCUCCACACUGCUUCCCACUCCAUCCUGCCUCGAGAGUUUUCAUUCCAGGGUAAAAUCUCCAUCUCCAAUAUAGCAACAGCCUUGUUUCAGAACUAGUAGGUAUGUUAGAGUGUCCACUAACCCCCAGAAUGGAGUUUUUCCACACAGAAAACCUUAGCACCUUUGUCUGCAGGCAAAGACAAAAUGGGAAUAAAUGUGUCAUGGAAAAAAUUAGAAGUUGCUUCUUUGGCUCGGAUGGCCUAAGUUACUUCAGACUGUAUCUUACACCAGAGUCCUGAUGGUAUUGGGAUAAUCGCUAACCCUUUCACAUAUAUAAUAAAGUAGGUUUCUUUCAGAUACAUUAUUUCAUUUGACCUUCCUAGGGAUCCAGUGUAGAGUAGGAAUAUUUAGGAUCCCCUCCGAGGCCACACCACGAUAGUGUUAAGCCUGGGAGUCAGGCCUAUCACUGCCUGAAGGAAAGAGGGGAAGGGCUUGCAGACUGAAGUCUUCUAGACUCCAAAUCUAAAAAGACCCAGGGACCCACCUGGGUCUCAACCCACCCUCUCAGCCCAGGUCCUUCAGCAUAGAAACUAAGCACGUGUUCAUUCCCGUUGUCGCAUGCAAACUUAAUCAUGGCCAACAGCACCCCUUUAGGCUGCUGCCGUGCCCCUACUCCCUAAGGUCCAACCAUCUGAACGGUUACUUAUAGGAGUUUCUUAGCUAACGUGAUGUUCUGAGUAAAAGUUUUGACUCCUUGGGAAAAAAAUGAUUUUGCUGCUACCGUUCAACAUUUGUUCUCCAUGUAAACGGAAAUCGAUGCCAGAAAAUUGAAAAGCAGCUCAAAUUUACAAUUUUUAAUGAUCAAAUCCAAUGCAAAGUUGGAAACACCCAUGAGAUGCUGAAGUCACGUUUAAAUACGAAUGCAAUUUAAAUGACAUUGUCAAUGCCUGAGAUCUCUGUCAGGGUGAGUGACUAAAAGGCUGUCCAAAAAAAAAUAAAAGGUUGUCCAAUAAUGAACAGGUUUCACGAGGCCCUUCUCCCUUUACUUUACCAGGCUUCCCAUCGCGAGUUUAGGGUAAAGUCACUCCCAAGGAGUGUAGUCAUGGAACUAGAAGGGGCCUAAGCCAUUUUGGCCUGCAUGUACUUCAUUAACAGGCUUUUUUGACAAAUGAUGCGUUGUUAUCUGUGGAGAAUACAGUGCAGGAGUUGGACACAGCUGAGCUCUCCUCCUCUGCAGGUGAAGAAGCCUGUUUUGCAGGGGUGAGCACCAAGGCCCCCACAGUGGCGGGGCUUCGUGAAUAAGCAGGAAGCUGAGGUUCCUAAAGAAGAUGACCGUAGAUUCUGAGCGAAGGCGGAGAUUGUGAGUUCAAUGCUCAAACUGUCAUCCUUGUUUCUAAAAAAUGUUCUUUCAUAUUGGGCGCCGUCCACGUCAUUAUAAAUGGCCAGCUUCUAAAGAAAAGGGCCCCUUUAUUUAUACUAUGAAAAUGUUAAAAAACGAAUUCUUGAGCCUGAUUAACUGUUACAUUUGCUCACGAGGGGCAAUUCCCUAAAUUUUUAAUUCAGAAGAUUCACCAGAGUAGAAAGUAGCAACUCCCGAAAAGGGCAAGAGAGCUGUCAUUAAAGAAGAAAAUUUUCUUUAAAAAAAAAAUUGCUCAUCUGCUUCCUUCUGAAUUCUUUCUACAUCUCUGACUCAGGAGGAAAACCAGGACUCUGGAGAAGAAAUUGAGCUUAGAGAGAGAGAGAGAGAGAGAGAGAGAGAGAGAGAGAGAGAACAGUCCCCGUUCUGGUGAUUAGUCUUAACCAAACACUCCCCCGCCCCCCUCCCCGAGCGCCAUCUUGGCAACCACCUUGUGUUCACUUAUGUAACCUUACUGAGGCCACACUGUUGUUAGUUAUGUUCCCUUCCCCAAAUUCCAAAUUAAACACUUUUGCUUCUGUGCUGCUGACUUCUUUCUCACUCUUAAAUUAAGCUCCAAGGGGAUAAAUAUGACUGUGACUUGUAUGUGAGGCUCAGUCUGUGAGGCUGCCCUCUUCUUUCCGAGAAAAAUUUCCAUCUCUCUGAACAGUUUUGGGUGAUCAUUCAGAGAGCAUACAACCUACAACACUCAUCACAAAAGACUCAAACAGACUCGCUGAUAAAGAAAGACAAGGCAGAUAUCCAAUCCUUUCACCUGGAUUCAAAUCCCUUCACGCAAGUCACCUACCCACCAGGCCCGUCCAUGCGGAAGGCCAACUGUGUGAUCAGACUACCAUGGAAGGACAGAAGAAGAGAGCUUCACAUUUUAAUUUCUCUGGGCCCUGACCUCUGCCCACAAUUAUACGGCAUGAAAAUUGACUUGGCCUUUAUUAUGUGAAAGGAAAGUGGCUCCUGCAAGGUAUAAUUGCUUUAACUUUAUAUCUAUGCAAGGAGGAAACCACUCCAGUCUGCUCUCACCAUUAAGCACCUGUCCCUCACCCUGGUGGCGCCCUCUUCCCAUGCUUUGGGCACACACGGCCAAGACAGAGAGGAAAAAGGUAGAGCUUUGGGGGCCAGCAAUGCCAGAGUUGGAAUUACCCCUCAGGGAUCUACAGUGUAGUGUAAUUACAAACUGCUUCCUCUCCAAAAAAAAAGGAUGCAUCACUUUGCAGAUUACAAACCCUUGCUUUGCUUUUUAUGUCUUUUUAUUCUAUUCUCUGCUAAUUGGAAAUCAAUGACUGUGACUUGACCAAGCCCUGUGAUGAUAGCAAAGCCCCUUCUUCCAAAGUAUCCCGACUGUCUGGGGAACCUCUGUGAUCACUGGUAGAAAGCUUUAGAAUAGACUUAGAUUUUUAGGAAAGAACUCAAUACCCCCAAAAUGUUCCAUGACUUCAAUAACUGAAAACGCUCUGGGUGUAAAACAACCCAGAAAUGUGGAUUAUAUAUGUUUUUAAAAAAAAAAUGCCAUUAAUCAAUAUUUUCCUACAACAUGACCUAGAAUUCCUAUUUUUAUAAUCAAUGGUUGGACGAUGGUCAGCCAUUUAAACAUAUGCUCUCUGGAAUAACCAGAUACUAGUGUAGUUUCCAAAGUGUUUCAUGUCUCAAAAUCUAUAUACUUAGAAGAAGAACUCAGGAUAAGAAAAAAUCGCUAGGUCCCAAAGGGUUCAUGACCAUCAUCAAAUGCAACUACCGAGUGGCCUACGGUCAUCUUUCUCAAAUAAGGGGGCUGGGGAGCGAGAGAACAACAGUUACCACAAACCCUCCGUUGCCCUUAGUCCAUGGUAAGGUUUAAAAAAACAAAACAAAACAAAACUCUACUUUUAAAAAUUAAGCCAUCUUUCAAAUUGUUUUCUACACCAAAUCUAAAAUGUUAAAACGAAAUUAUAAAACAUUUCAAAUGGGGUAUUUAGGAAAUACUGUCAGUAGAAAGCAUUGCUUUUCAGUGCCUGCUGAACGAGGUAAAGCCAGAAGGAAGAGCGAGCCGCGGGCCUUCCUGCGUGAUGUUAAUGACAGCGUUAACUAGACAGCGGCCUCAUCUGGGCCGUGGGCACUAAUUCCAGAGCAAUGUGGCGACACUAUCCGAUUUUGAGAGAUCUUUUGAACUACAAUCUUACUACCAUUUGGAAGUAAGUACUUGCUUACAAAAGGUCUUUAAUAUUAGUGAAUGAAUGUAUAAAGUUACAAACUAUGCAUUUUCAAAGAGUAACUGUAUUUUGUAUCAAAUCCAAGUAAAUUUUUUUCAUAGACUUAUCACAAACACAAAUUAUUCAGAAUAAACUUGAAUGCAUAACAUUAUGGGAAUGUGGGACUCCCAUCUAUAUUCUUCCAGCUGAUAUUUUUAAAGACAGUGCAUUGAAAUUUCAGACUCUAAACAACAUCAGCUAUUAAGGUAAAUAAAUAGGAAAUGGUUUCUAGUUUACUUCUUAAGCAGAAAUGAGAAAUGCUGGUUGUUACAAAACGUGCCCGGUUUUUUUGAAGGUGGAUCUUCUAGUAACGCUGGCUUAACAGGAAGACAAACCUGCAUGAGGUGAAUGCACAUCACAUUGGAUAAAUAUAGCAUUAAUAGGUUAUGUCUGUUGUGUUUAAUUCUCAAUCUGAGAACAAAAACUACUCUCCGAAGGGUUUGGGUUCUAGCAUUUCAGAGAACAAAAUAUAAAAAUGCUGUCCAUCAGAGCAAAUCAUUAGGCUUUUUUCAAAAUUACAUGGAGAUAAUUACUUACAUUUCUGGAACGUCCGUACAGAAUAUACACACGUUUCUUCAGCCUUCUUGCUGAUUUUUUAAUUCCAUGAAACCUUUCCCCUAAUAAUUUAACCUUGCUCCUUAAUUAGUACUUUCCUACGUUACUCCGCAUGAAAAAAACAAAAACAAAAACAUUCUUUCCCUUCAUCUGACAAUGUUGAAAUAAAGAACUCCAUUUCUCUGCCAUUCUAGUUCUCUUCUCUGUCUGUUGAGAAAGUUUCUCAACUGUUUGUAGAACUAUGGAAAAUAUGGAAAAACACACUUCUAAACCUGGUACUUAUGGUUAUACUGGAUAUGUUUGCUACCUAUGUAGAAGUUUUUGGGGGUGGGGAUGUGUCUUUUUAUAUGAUUUUUAGCCAAAUUCAGAUGUUCUGAUACUACAUUUCUGAAUACCUAUUUGACUGUAAAUACAGCCUGUGGAGGUUCCGGUUAAUACACCUUUGACGUGACUGUUCCUCAGCCAUGCCCAGUGCCAGCUUUCGGCACAUUGUACAUAGAUUUGUUGGAUGUUUAAAUGAUGUUGUUUUUUCUAAAUGCUGUUCUCUAAAACAACUUUUUGAAUGUUUUUUGCUUUCCAUUGUUUGGGACUUUGUGUGUUGGUUUAAAAAAAAAAAAAAAUGUUUCCUAAAUAUCUAACACCAGGAAAAAGAUUUCAAAUAAACUGGUGCUAACUGAAAUAGAAGAAAAAUUUCAGAUGUGAAGACUUAGCAUAUGAAACAUUCACACCAGUUAAACUAAACUGCACUUUCCCAAGGGGACAGCUGGUAUCGACCUGCCGUGGCCAUCAGGAGGACCACAGAAUGUGUGUAGUUUCUGUGGCCCAUUUAAGUGUAACGCAUAAAAAUGGCGCUGUCCCCCAGAUUUGAGGAUUUGCCACGCUGGUCCUAUGGAAGCAUUUAAGUAGAAGUAAAGGCUUAGAGUAAGAAUCAAUUUAGUAAUAGUCUUCUGGUCUUUGGACUUUCAUGUUCUGUAAUGCUUAGCUGUAACAAUGAAUAUGGUGUUGCCAAUGUAGUCUGACAUCAUCGUUGACCUGUACUUACCGCGUGUAUGGUUCUACCUUGGGUUGCACUGACACAUGCCAAGCCGGAACACUGGACUUUCAAUAAGACCAUCCUGACUUCUACAGUGUCCACACACAUGAAUUGAAAUGCACUUGUAACUGGUUAAUUACCAUGGAGUCUAACUUCCACUUAAUAAAAGUUUUUGUGUAUCUGCUUCUA
Molecule: messenger RNA, 14604 nt
Organism: Mirounga angustirostris (Northern elephant seal)
Lineage: Eukaryota; Metazoa; Chordata; Mammalia; Carnivora; Phocidae
Gene: ZNF704
Product: zinc finger protein 704
Exons: 9
Coding region: 262-2043 (593 amino acids)
Biological process (GO): regulation of transcription by RNA polymerase II
Cellular component (GO): nucleus
Molecular function (GO): RNA polymerase II cis-regulatory region sequence-specific DNA binding; DNA-binding transcription factor activity
Source: RefSeq, a predicted model, not a curated record